AGAGGUUUCGGUGACAACUACGUAUGCAGCAGUUGAAUGAAAGUCGCAAUUGGUUUCGUAUGAUUUCGUGCGCCCGGCUGCAGCGAAACUAAAAGUGGCCCAGCUCAGUGUACUCUAGGUUCCGAGUGUAUCUGCAAAGCCUGGAAAAGAGUCGCCUCGCAUGUGACGCGCUCUCCUGAUCACGGUAUUGCGUAUAUUACCCCCCUCAAGUUAAGCAUGUCCUUAGCUGCCGCUCAUUGGAGUGGUUCAAGAUUCACUUGAAGGGGCUGCAAGAACAUGCUCACGCAGUGCCUUCGCUCGUGCCACGGUGCAGUGCUCUGGGCAGUGCGAGGAGCACGAAACGAGCGGGCGGUAGCAGCAUGCCGGCGCGGCGUCGCAUCGAGUGCCGAUGGUGCCCUUCGGCUGAGCGACAGCUGCGUGGACAAGCUGCGGCGCGUCGGAGUCGGCCGCGUGCUGCGUGUGUCCGUGGAAGGCGGUGGCUGCUCCGGCUUCCAGUACCGCUUCCAGCUCGAAGACCAGCCUGCACCCGACGACGUGCUCUUCGAACGCGACGGCGCCCGCGUGGUCGUGGACAGUGCCUCGUUGGACCUGCUACGCGGCGCCACGCUAGACUACCAGGAGGAGCUCAUCCGCUCAGCCUUCCGCAUCGUGGACAAUCCGCAGGCGGAGCGCGGAUGCUCCUGCGGCGCCUCCUUCACCAUCAAACUUUAGACUGUAGAAGCAAGACACGAACGCCCAGUGUAGUGGCACAUCCUUUAAUAGAAACUGUAGCGCUUAUGCCAAAAAAAAAGUGAUCACGCUGUUGUAGCAAGCCGUACAUAACAUUGUUCGCGCACGCUGCGUUUGGCUUACAGUAUAUAAAGGCAUUUGAGAUUACGUGUAAUCAGCACUCGCAUGGCAGUUGGCACAACAUAUGAAAUAAACUCUGCAUAAGUAAA
Rhipicephalus sanguineus (brown dog tick) is the source of this 938-nucleotide messenger RNA. Its product is annotated as iron-sulfur cluster assembly 2 homolog, mitochondrial. The record is from RefSeq and is a predicted model, not a curated record. Gene Ontology annotation, molecular function: 4 iron, 4 sulfur cluster binding; iron ion binding; 2 iron, 2 sulfur cluster binding. NCBI's taxonomy places the organism in Eukaryota, Metazoa, Arthropoda, Arachnida, Ixodida, Ixodidae. The transcript has a single exon. Gene Ontology annotation, cellular component: mitochondrion. Gene Ontology annotation, biological process: iron-sulfur cluster assembly. The coding region runs from base 277 to 711 and encodes 144 amino acids.